Molecule: messenger RNA, 4058 nt
Organism: Pantherophis guttatus
Lineage: Eukaryota; Metazoa; Chordata; Lepidosauria; Squamata; Colubridae
Gene: TBX18
Product: T-box transcription factor 18
Biological process (GO): somitogenesis; cell fate specification; morphogenesis of embryonic epithelium
Cellular component (GO): chromatin; nucleus
Molecular function (GO): DNA-binding transcription factor activity, RNA polymerase II-specific; RNA polymerase II cis-regulatory region sequence-specific DNA binding
Source: RefSeq, a predicted model, not a curated record
UGCCUGGAAGUGCUGACAGAUCAAGGCAACAAAUUUCAAUUCCAAGCCCUAAUUUGUGUCCGCAGAGCGUUUGUUACCCAUGUCAGAGCUGUUCGGCCCCUCAGACGAGGCAGAGCUUGCGGGAGGAGAAGGAGGAGGAGGGGAGGACGAGAAGCCCCGCUUUGGCAUACCGGGAUCGUCUGGGCUUGCAAAGGGAAGAGGAGGAGGGGGGAACGCUCGGCGACCCACUUCAGGCUGUUAGAAGGUGGAUGCAAAAGGAGCGGCGAAGCCAAGCGAAGGCGAGCGGCCGCGGCCUGGAAGAGCAAAGCAGCCGGCGGGGGCGAGAGAGAGAGAGAGAGAAGACGGGAGGGUUCCAGUUGGCCGCUCCGACAUGGCAGAGAAGCGGAGAGCCUCGCCUUGCACCGUGCUGAGCCUCAAGGCUCACGCGUUCUCGGUGGAGGCGUUGAUCGGAGCCGAGAAGCAACAGCCGCCGCCGCAGAAGCGACGAAAGCUGGCUGGAGCCAACGAGGAAGAGACGCCGUCCGAAGGUAGCGGCGGCGUCGGCCACGGGAAUAGCUGCGACACGGACUCCGGCGAAGGCGCCGGACAGAGCGCUUCUUCGCCCUCCGGCGCUGAGAUCUGCUCGGCCUCGCCUGAAGUAGCGAAGAACUGUGGCGCCCGGGAGGUACCUCCCGGUGGGAGUGAAGAAAGUUUCUUAAACGGUACGUCGCCCCCUCUGACUCCCGCAGGCCCGGCCAAGGCUGCCUCGCCUUUACUUGCCCCGCAAGUGCCUCGGGUGGACCUGCAAGGCGCGGAGCUCUGGAAACGUUUCCACGAGAUCGGCACCGAGAUGAUUAUUACCAAGGCGGGAAGACGGAUGUUUCCUGCAAUGCGAGUGAAAAUUUCAGGCCUAGAUCCUCAUCAGCAGUAUUACAUUGCUAUGGAUAUUGUCCCUGUAGACAACAAAAGAUACAGGUAUGUUUAUCAUAGUUCCAAAUGGAUGGUAGCUGGAAAUGCUGACUCACCUGUGCCUGCUCGUGUGUAUAUUCAUCCGGAUUCACCUGCCUCAGGAGAGACUUGGAUGCGGCAAGUGAUUAGCUUUGACAAACUCAAGCUUACAAACAAUGAACUGGAUGACCAGGGUCAUAUAAUUCUUCAUUCUAUGCACAAAUACCAGCCACGUGUCCAUGUCAUUCGAAAAGACUGUGGAGAUGAUCUCUCCCCAGUCAAACCCAUUCCUUCUGGUGAUGGAGUGAAGGCAUUCACUUUUCCCGAAACUGUUUUCACUACUGUCACAGCAUACCAGAACCAACAGAUCACCAGACUCAAGAUUGAUAGAAAUCCUUUUGCAAAAGGAUUUAGAGAUUCAGGGCGCAACAGGAUGGGACUGGAAGCUUUAGUAGAAUCUUAUGCAUUCUGGAGACCUUCACUGAGAACACUUACAUUUGAAGAUAUACCUGGGAUUGCAAAACAAGGAAACACUGGUUCUUCCAGUUUGCUCCAGGGAUCUGCCAGUGGGGUACCAUCUACUCAUCCACAUCUCCUUCCUGGGUCACCUUGUUCUUCUCCUGCUUUUCACCUCACUCCCAAUACUAGCCAGUUCUGCAGCCUUGCUUCAGCUGACUAUACAGCCUGUGCUCGCUCAGGUCUAACCCUUAACAGGUACAGUACUUCCUUGACUGAAACCUACAACAGGCUUGCAAAUCAAACCAGCGAGACCUUUGCAACCCCAGCAACUCCCUCUUACGUUGGCGUAUCAAAUGGCUCAGCAGUGAAUAUGCCUGUGGCAGGUAGUGACGGUGAUGCAUUCAGUUGUCCGCAGGCAGGAUUAUCAAUGCAAAUUUCAGGGAUGUCGCCACAACUCCAGUACAUUAUACCUCCUCCAUCUGGCAAUGCCUUUCCGGCAAAUCAGACCCAUCCGAACUCUUACAACACUUUCAGGCUGCAUAGUCCUUGUGCUCUGUAUGGAUACAACUUCUCCACCUCCCCCAAACUGGCUGCAAGUCCUGAGAAAAUUGUUUCUUCCCAAGGAACUUUCUUGGGGUCAUCACCAAGUGGAACCAUGACUGAUCGACAGAUGUUGCCCCCUGUAGAAGGAGUGCACUUACUUAGCAGUGGGGGGCAGCAAAAUUUCUUUGACUCUAGGACCCUAGGAAGCUUAACACUGUCAUCAUCUCAAGUAUCUGCACAUAUGGUUUGAUAAAUACUUCUAAAUAAAAGUACAGUGCAUUUCUUUUUACAAUGUACCCUCCCCCCUUUUUUGGAAUAAUGACAAUGGAAUAAGGUAAUUAAUAUGACUUGUAAGGUAAUUGUAUGAAUAACAACAAAGAAAAUUAGAUUGAAUCUUUUUAUUUCCUUGUAGGCAAACAUUUGGACAGAUUCUGGCAUCUGAGUUAAUCUGAUUUAGUUAUCAGAAUAGUCCAUUUAGUUUCUGAGUAGCAUGCACUUCAUUUUAUAACACGUUUGGCCAUAUGCAACAAAUUAAGCAGGACUUCCUCCAACACUCUUUCCCACGUUUUUCCUUCUUUAAGGAACAAAACAACACAACUCUGAUGUAGAUGAAACAAAAAAAACUUCACCAUGUAUAUGUUGUACUUGUGUAUUAUAUGUUUGUGUACAAACUAUUCUGAAUACAGUGAGCCAGUGCCAUAAUGUGUACAUUACUUCUCUGUUGUAAGAGAGAUAACCAAUGUGUGCCUUCAUUAGACUUAAUGUAGACAUCUAGCUGCAUCAUGCUUUCAAACAAAGAGACAGGAUCAUUUUCUUUCUCAGCUUUUAUGAUGUACCAGUUGAUUCUGUGCUGUGCUCUUGUCCUUAUGAUGCAUUGCUAACAUAGGACUAUCUGCUGGCUUUGCAUCAAAUUGCAGAUGUAGUGGUGACAAGCUAAAUUAUAGAGUGAAAAGGGCAAUAUGUAAUGUUUUGUACAAAAUAAAUUUAAAGGAGACUUAUUCCAUGUGAACAGAGUAUAAAGGUUUUCUAUAUAGAUUUUCUAUUUGUUAAUUAUUGAACCCAGUACUACAAACACAGCAAGGCAAGACUUCUAAACUUUUCUAUCUCUUGUUGAGGAUAAUGUUUCAAGAUGAUAAGGCAGUGGAUAUAUUUUGCAAAAAAAUUUCUCACAUACUUUUCUCCCAGUAUAAGUGAUUAGACUUGAAUGCUAACUUCUUUUGAAUUUAACAAAACCAAAACAUGGUGUUUAGUAAUUGUUGACCAUCUGAACUUUAUUCCAGUUACAACAUCUUGCGCUGAUUUAAUAAGCUGUUUCCAAAUUUUGACUGGGAUAUUAAAAUCAACUAUAAUACAAAAAGCUGCACACCUCAGUAGAUUUGGUAGUUCCUAAAAAUUAUGUACAUGACCUUUGAAAUUACAAUAUUGUGAAGCAAAGUAACUGCAACAUGUCCAUUUUUUCACCAUUGUUAUGGCUAACAGUUCUUCCAUUCACCAAUCUCUCAACAUUUUUAUAUUAAGAGUAUGUCCUAGAGAUUUAAUUCCAAAAACAUUCUUCAGGAUGUGUAAGUGGCAUGUAGUAAAUGUAUAUUUCAGCAGCUAUUUAAAGUAUCUGUAUCUUUUUCUAGGACCAUACAGUUGCUAUCUGAUCCCAGGAAGAGAUGUAGUUCCUUUAAAUUGUUGCAGACAGGCUUAGUUCGUGCCCCUAUGUGUUCGGAAGCACUUUUUGAAAUUAAAUUUAAAACUUUGCCCAGCACUAAUCUUUCUUCUCCUUCAGUGUGCAAAUUCUUAAGACUUUUAUCCCAAAAUAUAAAUUUGUUGGAUUAAAUUAGAUUGGAUUGUAUAAACACACUUUGUUUUAUUUUUUUCUGAAAUAUUUAUUUGAAUGAUUAUAAUUGUUAAUAAAAUAAAAGACCAGAGUACAGAUAUUCCAAAAAGCAAUCCUUACAAUUUUGGAGAAAAUCAAGGGAAAAUUCAAAAGUAUUAUGCUAUUUGUUUACCAGUAUACUAUACACGGAUCAAGGAGACCUGAUCUGGGCCAAUAGGUACAAUGACUGGCCAUUUGUAUCAGCUCUCCAAUAUUUCAGAUUGUACUUAUAAGAAAAAUAAAGGCUCUUUGUCUUAGUUAUCAA